AUGUUAGGCUUCGAAGCUAUUAACACCACCACUAGUUCUUCAUCUCAGUUCAUAUUUUCGAAUAUGCCUCCUGGACGACCCCGUACCCGCGUUAUCUCUAACGAGAAUGACGAGAACAGCACCACAACGCGUAUGACCAGGGCCAAGGCGGCGGCUCUUGGCGUAGACGAUUCAGCACCUCCCUCCAAAGUUGGCCUUCAAACGAAGAAGGCAGCUGUCAGCACCACCACUGCCAACGGACUUAGGAAACGCGCUGCACUUGGCGAUGUCAGCAAUGUCAGCAAAACGGAUGCCGCUGAGGGAAAGAAGGCUGCGGCCAAGGGUCUGGUGUCCAAGGCUGCUCAGCCUACAGGCAUUCAAAAGAGCACUCGCCCUACCGCCGGUCGGACAGCAUUGAGUAGCAAGGAAGUCAAGAAGCCAGAAAUCAAGAAGUCGGGAGCUGGCACAAUCCCACCCAAGAGAAAGGUUCCGGCAGCUGCACCUAAGGAAGAAGUUGUACGCGAGGCUGUGGAGCCCGCCCGCAAGAAGGCACAUCUGGAUGCUGAGAAGCGUGCUCGCUCUGAAGCCGCUCCAGUCAAGGCCGCUCCCGUCAAAGCUUCACAACCAGAUCCCGAGGAGUUGGCAAAAGCCGAGCUGAUUGCUAACAUCAAGAGUCUCGAUGAGGAGGACUUGGAUGACCCUCUCAUGGUUGCCGAAUAUGCGAAUGAUAUUUUCGACUACUUGAGAGACCUCGAGGUUCAAUCGAUUCCCAACUCUGAUUACAUGUCUCACCAGGACGACCUCGAGUGGAAGACGCGAGGAAUUCUUAUUGAUUGGCUUAUUGAGGUUCACACUCGGUUCCAUCUACUUCCCGAAACUCUGUUCCUGGCCGUCAACAUCAUCGAUCGGUUCCUCUCCGAAAAGGUUGUCCAGCUCGACCGCCUCCAGCUCGUCGGUAUCACCGCCAUGUUCAUCGCCUCCAAAUACGAAGAGGUCCUGUCGCCUCACGUGGAGAACUUCAAGAAGAUUGCCGAUGACGGUUUCAGCGAGGCUGAGAUUUUGAGUGCGGAGCGUUUCAUUCUUAGCACCCUUAACUAUGAUCUCAGCUAUCCCAACCCUAUGAACUUCCUUCGCCGAGUCUCAAAAGCGGACAACUAUGACAUCCAGUCACGUACCAUUGGCAAGUAUCUUACGGAGAUUAGCUUGCUGGACCACCGAUUCAUGGCGUACCGCCCCAGCCAUGUUGCUGCUGCUUCCAUGUAUCUGGCGCGACUCAUGCUUGACCGUGGCGAGUGGGAUGCAACUAUUGCGUAUUAUGCAGGUUACACAGAGGAGGAGGUUGAGCCUGUUGUCAACCUCAUGGUUGAUUACCUGGCGCGACCCCCCAUUCACGAAGCAUUCUUCAAGAAGUAUGCUAGUAAGAAAUUCCUCAAAGCUUCUAUUCUUUCCCGCCAAUGGGCCAAGAAGAACGCGCCAUUAUUCGGCAUCGAGGAUCUUCAUCUGUCUUUGGACCAAAUUUCAUGA
Messenger RNA from Trichoderma breve, 1503 nucleotides. RefSeq lists its product as uncharacterized. Gene Ontology annotation, molecular function: cyclin-dependent protein serine/threonine kinase regulator activity. The record is from RefSeq and is a predicted model, not a curated record. The transcript has 5 exons. Lineage: Eukaryota; Fungi; Ascomycota; Sordariomycetes; Hypocreales; Hypocreaceae. Gene Ontology annotation, cellular component: nucleus; centrosome; cytoplasm. Gene Ontology annotation, biological process: regulation of cyclin-dependent protein serine/threonine kinase activity; G2/M transition of mitotic cell cycle. Bases 1 to 1503 code for a protein of 500 amino acids.